GUUGAAUUAACUGAAUGCGCUAUUCUUGGGGAAGUGGUUCCUGGCGUAAUCUUGUGAGAGUCUCUGCCAUCCCUAUCGAAAGUCCAUCGUAUGCCGGCGGUAAAACAACAGGGAUUCAACCUAAUUUCUAGUCCCUUUAGUUACAAUCUUCUUAGAUCCAGACAGCCCAUGCGCUCAGAUCAUGAUUAUCCAGUAUCCGUUAUGUCUGUUAUUGACUGUUUCGGUGCGUUGCAGAUGUUUGACCCUCUGCUUCGCAUUUGAAUCUAUGAUAUGCUUAUUGCCUUACAAAACGGUAUUUAGCUUAUGGGAAAUAUGAGGUCCGGCCAGCAGGGACCAUCGAGAGGUGGAGUAUGACACCGACCACUUGCGAUACGACCCCUGCUCGACAGUCUUAUCAUAGCUUGGGCGCGAAACA
This is a messenger RNA of Truncatella angustata, 415 nucleotides long. RefSeq lists its product as uncharacterized. The transcript has a single exon. The coding region runs from base 91 to 261 and encodes 56 amino acids. Lineage: Eukaryota; Fungi; Ascomycota; Sordariomycetes; Amphisphaeriales; Sporocadaceae. The record is from RefSeq and is a predicted model, not a curated record.